Oryza brachyantha (malo sina) is the source of this 1458-nucleotide messenger RNA. Its product is annotated as hydroquinone glucosyltransferase-like. Lineage: Eukaryota; Viridiplantae; Streptophyta; Magnoliopsida; Poales; Poaceae. Bases 1 to 1458 code for a protein of 485 amino acids. The transcript has a single exon. Gene Ontology annotation, molecular function: UDP-glycosyltransferase activity. The record is from RefSeq and is a predicted model, not a curated record.
AUGGAUCCGUCGUCGCCUCGGCCGCGUCCGCACGUCGUGCUCGUCGUGAGCCCCUUCGCCGGCCACGUCACGCCCAUGGCCGAGCUGGCGCGGUUCCUUGUCGCGCACCACGGCUGCGCCGUCACGCUCGUCCCGCUCUCCUUGGACGCGCGCUCGGCCGCGGUGGUCGCGUCCCUUCAAGCGUCCUCGGCCUCCGUUGCCGUCGUCACGCUCCCGGAGGUCCAGCUCGAUGACCUCGCCGGCGCCGACGUCGGUCUCCGGAUCUUCGAGCACGCCCGCCGCUCGCUGCCGCACCUCCGGGACGUGCUGCGGUCCAUCGACGGCGUCGCGGCUCUCGUGCCGGACUUCUUCUGCGGCGCGGUGCUGGACCUCGCCGUGGAGCUCGGCAUCCCGGGCUACGUCUUUGUCCCGUCGAAUAUGGCGUGGCUGGCAGUCAUGCGCUGCUUGGUCGAGAUCCACGACGGCGCCGUCUCCGGCGAGUACCGUGACCUUCCUGACCCACUCCAUCUUGCUAGGGAUUUGACGAUCAGCGCCUCCGACAUUCCAGACGGGAUUGCCGACAAGUCCGAUCCAGUGUUUCGGAGGCAGAUCGACGAGGUGCGGCGGCACCGGCGAGCAGCAGAUGGAUUCUUGGUGAACAGUUUCGCCGACAUGGAGCUCGCCACCGUGGAAGACUUAAAACUGGCGGCGGAACAGGGCGCGUUCCCUCCGGUUUACCCUGUGGGGCCACUCCUCCGGUCAAGCUCCGACGAGCCCGGCGAAGCGGCCUGCUUGGAGUGGCUGGAUCGCCAGCCGUCAGGGUCGGUGGUGUACGUCUCCUUCGGGAGCGCCGGCAUGCUGAGCGUGGAACAGACGCGCGAGCUCGCCGCCGGGUUGGAGAUGAGCGGGCACAGGUUCCUCUGGGUCGUGCGCAUGCCAAACCUCCACGGCAUGUCCUACGACUUCGCGACCGACCACCGCAGCAGGGACGGCGACGAGGGUCCACUGUCGUGGCUCCCCGGCGGGUUCUUGGAGAGAACGAGAGGCCGUGGCCUCGCCGUCAUGUCGUGGACGCCGCAGGUGCGCGUGCUGUCGCACCCGGCGACGGCGGCCUUCGUGUCGCACUGCGGGUGGAACUCGACGAUGGAGAGCGUGUCCUCCGGCGUGCCGAUGAUCGCCUGGCCGCUGUACGCGGAGCAGAAGAUGAACGCGACCAUCCUGACAAAGGCGGUCGGGAUGGCGCUUCGCCCAGCGGCGGCGACGGCGGCGCGCGGCGGCGACGGGGUGGUGACGCGAGAGGCGGUCGCGACGGCAGUGAAGGAGCUCAUGGAUCAUGGCGAGGAGGGGAGCGCGGUGGCCCGCCGGGCCAGGGAACUGCAGGCGGCGGCGGCGCGGGCGCGGUCGCCGGACGGGGCGUCGCGCCGCGCGCUCGACGAGGUGGCCGGAAAGUGGAAGAGAGCCGCGCGGGAGAAAUGUUGA